AUGGAUUGGAGAAAAUCAGUAAGAAUUUUGUCAAGAGGUGUGAUAGGAGAUAUCGGAAGGAGUGCUACCAUUUUAAACAUAUGUGAUGGAAGGAAGUAUAAUAAAAUUAUGAAGAAGCAAAUUCCAUGCUUUCAAAAUAAUAUACAAAAGCGAAAUUACUUACAUUUUGCUAGAACUUUACCUGAAGAUUAUGAACUUCCCCUAGACACAUUUCCAGACAACAUUAGUGAAAUAUUAAAGAAAGAUAAAAAGAGCCUUGAUUUUAUACAAAGCUAUUGGUACUGGAAAAUUAGAAGUGAGAGUAAUUUGCUUAACUACAAGAAAUUAGUUAACAAAUCUUAUAAGCAGUUGGCUGUCGACAUGGGAAUGCAGAUUGCCAACCCAGAUAAUGAGCAUAUGCUAGCCCUACUAGAAUUUUAUGAAUACCUGAAGUCAUCACCAUUUGUAGGGCCAUUUGGAACAAUUGAGAAUCCAGUUAUUGUCCCAAGUGUGCACACAGAACGGGUUGUUUGUUGUACAGGUGGAACUGGAGAAAAUGAACAUGUCCCUUUAUUUUUUCGAUGUAGAGAAGGAUUCUUAUAUCGUUGCGGAGAAUGUGAUCAAAUUUUUAUGCACGUUCGUGUGCUUUACUCUUUGGAAGAUGGAAAUGAUCCUUUUCCCAAUGAUCCAGAUGUAGAUGAUGUUUUUGAUUUAAAUUUAAUUGAAGAAAAUAUGAGUUUAUACAAUGAUGAUCAGUAUGUACGUUGGCCAACCGGGAAUGUGUCCUACCGACAGAUGUUUCUUCAGGGGAAAUGGGGAAAUGAAAAACCUAAUAAUGCUUCUUACAUAGGUUCUGAAAAGUGA
Molecule: messenger RNA, 843 nt
Organism: Plasmodium gonderi
Lineage: Eukaryota; Apicomplexa; Aconoidasida; Haemosporida; Plasmodiidae
Product: cytochrome c oxidase subunit 5B
Exons: 2
Coding region: 1-843 (280 amino acids)
Biological process (GO): mitochondrial electron transport, cytochrome c to oxygen
Cellular component (GO): mitochondrial envelope
Source: RefSeq, a predicted model, not a curated record